This is a messenger RNA of Aphanomyces invadans, 2617 nucleotides long. Its product is annotated as malate synthase A. Bases 24 to 1631 code for a protein of 535 amino acids. Lineage: Eukaryota; Oomycota; Saprolegniomycetes; Saprolegniales; Verrucalvaceae. The record is from RefSeq and is a predicted model, not a curated record. Gene Ontology annotation, molecular function: malate synthase activity. Gene Ontology annotation, biological process: glyoxylate cycle. Gene Ontology annotation, cellular component: cytoplasm. The transcript has a single exon.
AUUUUGGCACUCCCUUGGCAACGAUGGCAACAUCGUUCGACAACGUGCGAGUGCUGGGGCCUCUCACGGAAGAGUACGCCGAGAUCUUGACGCCGGAUUCACUUCGCUUCCUUGCCUACCUCCACGACACCUUUGAAUCCCGCCGCCAGGAAUUGCUCCGCGCCCGCAUCGCCCGUCAGGCUGACCUCGAUGCUGGUGUCCUACCUACCUUUCUUCCCCACACCAAGUACAUCCGUGAGGGGGAUUGGCGUGUUGCAUCGAUUCCCAUGGACCUGGAAGACCGACGUGUGGAAAUCACGGGGCCAGUCGACCGCAAGAUGGUGAUCAAUGGCCUCAACUCUGGAGCCAAGUGCUACAUGGCGGACUUGGAGGAUUCGAGCUCGCCGACGUGGGUCACUCUUGUAUCCGGCCAAGUCAACCUCCGAGAUGCCGUCCGCCGUACAAUCACGUUCGAGCAGCCAGGAACUGGCAAAAAGUACGCGUUGAACGAGACCACAGCGACUUUGCUCGUGCGACCUCGUGGUUGGCAUCUUGACGAAGCACACGUAACCGUGCGAGGUGAAAUCAUGUCGGGCAGUUUGUUUGACUUUGGCCUGUACUUCUUCCACAAUGUGCACGAACUCCGACUCCGAGGGUCGGCGCCGUAUUUUUACCUGCCCAAACUCGAGGGCCACUUGGAAGCGCGGCUCUGGAACGACGUGUUUAUCGCCGCGCAAAAGUACCUGGGCGUCCCUGUGGGCACGAUUCGCGCCACGGUCUUGAUCGAAACGCUCUUGGCUGGGUACGAAAUGGACGAGAUCCUGUUUGAGCUCAAGGAGCACUCGAGUGGGCUCAACUGUGGCCGGUGGGAUUAUAUCUUUUCGUUCAUCAAGAAGCUGCGCGCACAUGCGGCGUACGUACUCCCCGACCGAUCCGCGGUAGGGAUGACGGCUCCGUUCAUGGCCGCCUAUGUGAAGCUUCUCAUCGAGACGUGCCACCGCCGUGGCGCGCAUGCCAUGGGCGGGAUGGCGGCUCAAAUUCCUGUGAAGAACAACGCAGAGCUCAACGACCAGGUCAUGGCGGCGGUGCGAGAGGACAAGUUGCGCGAAGUCCGUGCUGGUCACGACGGCACAUGGGUGGCACAUCCAGGGCUCGUGGGCAUUGCUAUGGACGUGUUCAAUUCGAAUAUGCCAUCUCCUCAUCAAAUCGGAAAGCCGACCAACUGCGAGACCAAGAUUCAAGCGGCAGAGUUGCUGCAAGUGCCGCGCGGUGGUCGAAUCACCGUGAAGGGUCUGGAAGAAAACAUCGAUGUCGCGCUCGUGUACACGGAGGCGUGGCUACGUGGCGUUGGGUGCAUCCCGCUGCACAACAAGAUGGAAGAUGCUGCAACCGCCGAGAUUUCACGAAGUCAGGUGUGGCAAUGGAUUCGGCAUGAUCAAUCGGCCGUCAAGGACAACGGCGACGCCACACGCAUCACCAAGACGUGGGUGGCACAGAUCCUGGACGCGUGUGUUGCACAACACGUUGGAGCGUCUUCGGCGCUGCAUAAAUUUGACCUCGCCGGGCAAAUUGUGCUGCACACCCUCACGAGCGACACCUUCGUCGACUUCAUCACUUUGCCGUGCUACCCCUACGUGAUCUCUCUUGCCUAGUUCAUGGAAUUCAUCGCCAUUUUCGUUUGGAUUCCUUUUAAGCGCCUCACGAAGCGAUCCCAACUGCUACGUAUGCGUACAAAGAAGGAAUUCCAUCGGUGGCAUGUCCACCGUUGUGCUUUUUCUCAUUGGAGCAUCGUACGCUCCUUCAUCUGUAUGCUGCUCGAAGCACAGCGAGUACCGUGGGAUCGUUUCUGGAGCUGGUCAACUUGGUCAUGAGCGAAUCGUGAUGCAGCGUCCACAAAAUGAAACAAAAAGCAACGACAAUUAGUCGGUUGCCACCUCCAUCGCACGCCAUUGUGUACCUCUAGGCAUCGAGACUCGAAUCCAGUUCUCUUGGCUGUCGUGCGUACCAAGUCGGGCAAUAGGCAAAGCAUCAGUUGGUGACUUCCAAACGGUGCAAUUGCACCCACGUCCGUCGUCAAUAUGCAGGUUGUGGCAAUGGUGUCGGGUCACAUACCUUGCGGUCUCUCUCCUAGAUACAAGGUCAUCGUAAAGCCCUGCGAACUCAGCACUAACAACAUGUGCCUAAUCGCAUCACUGGCGACAGCUUUAUUCAUCUCUCCUCCAUUCUAUUGUUCGGUUCUUCAAUUCGUCGCAGUGUCGACGACGUCUUGGGCCUGGAUGCGAGCGUUUCGCAGAGCCUCCGCGAUACGGAACCGCGCGACCGACCCCUUCUUGCCAAGCUCGGCCUCAGACGUAAUGCCCAUGAGAUAGUUGUCCAAACCGCCAGCCUUGUCAACGCAUCGCAGGGUGUGCGUCGUCACGUGCAACGAAAUCUUUUCAUCCAAAGCUUCGCUGUACAACGCCUUGUGGUGGGCGUUGACCUUCCAGGCACGGCGGGUCUUGCGUUGUGAGAAAGACACAUUGUUACCAAAAUGCUUGUCGCGACCUGCAAACAGACCACGGAGAGCACGCCCAGACACGUGUUGGGGUUGCGCCGCCCGCGCGAACUGCUGCAUCACGAACGAGAUCGAGGUCAUCGC